Periophthalmus magnuspinnatus is the source of this 4104-nucleotide messenger RNA. It is a transcript of the gene gabrb4, whose product is annotated as gamma-aminobutyric acid type A receptor subunit beta4. Bases 828 to 2363 code for a protein of 511 amino acids. NCBI's taxonomy places the organism in Eukaryota, Metazoa, Chordata, Actinopteri, Gobiiformes, Gobiidae. Gene Ontology annotation, cellular component: membrane; GABA-A receptor complex; synapse. The record is from RefSeq and is a predicted model, not a curated record. Gene Ontology annotation, biological process: chemical synaptic transmission; regulation of membrane potential; signal transduction. The transcript has 10 exons. Gene Ontology annotation, molecular function: neurotransmitter receptor activity; extracellular ligand-gated monoatomic ion channel activity; GABA-A receptor activity.
GACAGCGAAGCAAGUGGACUUCACAGAGGUCUGCAUGUUUGGGUUUGGUAAGCUGACGCUCUCAUACACGGGCAGCCGUGUCGGGGCUCAUCCAUACCCUAUUUCUCGGCAACUAAUUUUUUUUCAACAGAGGAGUGAUAUAGCCUGCUCUGACGUCUGCAUCAGAUAUUACCCAGUGCUUUUUCAAUGUGCAUUUUCCCCUCAGUGACUUUGCGCUGAUCUACAUCAUCAUCGGCAGCAGCAGCAGCAUCAGCGGGGGCAAAGGGAAUUAAGAUUUGUUUUGUUGUGUUUUAGAAGAAGCCCACCGCUCCCUCUGCGUCCGGCAGCGUCCCCAGCUCUCACCGAUAUCUUUGAAGAGCAUCACGUUGUGGAGUAGUCUGGCGCCCUAUCCUCGCUGGAACCAUGCCUCUUUUGCAGAUUAGGACUGGGAAACUGUAUCCACCGAUUUGAUCAUCGCUGCCCGCUGCUGCUGCUCAGUCAUUCAUGCCAGUGUUUGUGUUUUUCAGGAGAGCACUUGUCAUCACUUUUAAAAGUAUUGUGUGCGCGUUUUUUCAGCAAGAUGUCUGAUCUUCUGGUGUUGAUCGAGGGGCUAUGUGACUUGCACGGAUUUCCAUAGCUAAGGAAAAACAGCGGGGGCCAAUUACCACGUUUGUUUGCAAAAGAGCCACAAUUUCCCCAAGACACUGCAUGCGUAGAUGUAGGCUAGUCUACUGGACAUUCUUUAGAGGCAAUUAUUUUUGAUUGCCACUUUUAUUUUGUGUGUUUUUGGGAGGACCACUGGACUGGUUGGAUUAUAUGAACUAUAUCUAGCAUACGGAUUUGUGGAGAUGUUGGGUCGUCAAGAAGAUAAAUUAUGUGGAAUCUUCUCUGCUCUGGCGGCUUUGUCCUUCGUAUGCUUUAUUCAAAGCUCCUCUGGAAGCACAGGAAUGUCUGUGGCCAAGACCACUGUGGACAAGUUGCUGAAGGGAUAUGACAUCCGAUUAAGACCUGAUUUUGGAGGUCCUCCAGUCAUUGUAGGAAUGAGUAUCAACAUAGCCAGCAUAGACUCCAUCUCAGAAGUCAACAUGGACUACACCAUCACCAUGUAUUUCCAGCAGAGUUGGCGGGACAAGCGUCUGGCGUACGGCGAGCUGAACCUGAACCUGACUCUGGAUAACCGCGUGGCAGACCAGCUGUGGCUCCCUGACACCUACUUCCUUAAUGACAAGAAGUCCUUUUUGCACGGCGUGACAGUGAAGAACCGCAUGAUCCGGCUGCACCCUGACGGCACCGUGCUGUAUGGACUGAGGAUAACGACCACAGCUGCCUGCAUGAUGGACUUGAGGAGGUACCCCCUGGAUGAACAGAACUGUACACUGGAAAUUGAGAGCUAUGGAUACACCACAGAUGAUAUAGUUUUCUUCUGGCAAGGAGGCAACAGCGCUGUGACAGGAGUGGACAAGUUAGAGUUACCUCAGUUCUCCAUCGUGGACAUUCGCUUGGUCUCCAGGGAGGUCCGUUUUAUUACAGGUUCAUAUCCAAGGCUUUCACUGAGUUUCCGGAUUAAGAGAAACAUUGGCUACUUCAUCUUGCAGACGUACAUGCCCUCCAUCCUGAUCACCAUCCUCUCCUGGGUCUCCUUCUGGAUUAACUAUGACGCCUCUGCCGCUCGGGUGGCCCUGGGUGUGACUACGGUGCUUACCAUGACAACCAUUAACACCCACCUUAGGGAGACUCUCCCGAAGAUCCCGUACGUGAAAGCCAUCGACGUCUACCUCAUGGGCUGUUUUGUCUUUGUGUUCCUGGCCCUGCUUGAAUAUGCCUUUGUAAAUUACGUGUUCUUUGGCCGGGGUCCUGCCCAACAGAAGAAGCUCAGUGAGAGGCUGAACAAAUCCAACAACGAGCGGACGAGAUACGAGGAGAAACGUCUGAGGGAGCAGGACUCCAUUUCCGUGCCGUAUCAAACCAACACCUUCAGGUCAUAUACACAGCGAAGAAAUGUGUAUCUCGAGGAACAAAGAAAAGUUGGGGUGGAUGCUUAUGGGAACAUCCUCCUCACCACUCUGGAGAUGAACAACGAGGUGAUGCCCUCAGAUGUGGGCAGCAGCGUCAGUGACUCUCGGAACUCCGUCAUGUCCUUUGACAGCUCCGGGGUGCAGUUUCGGAAGCCCAUGGCACCUCGGGAUGGCUUCAGCCACCACUCACUAGACCGUGCAGCCAUGCGCAGCAGGGCUAACUGUCGGCUACGGCGGCGCUCCUCCAAGCUCAAGUUGAAAAUCCCCAACCUGUCAGAUGUUAGCACCAUUGACAAAUGGUCCCGGGUCAUUUUCCCCAUCACCUUUGGAUUUUUCAACCUAAUCUACUGGUUGUACUAUGUGAAUUGAUGUGCAUCCCACUAGGAAUCAUGGGCCAUAUUUUGAGAGCACAUUAAAUUGGCUUUGAUACAGUUCCAAAAUAUGUAUACACAUAUACAAGUUGAACAUAUGUAUAUGCAUAUUUCUAUAUAUUAUAUUUAUAUAUACACAUGUGAAAUCAGAAGGACCAUUCUGCUGUACAAAGUAUUAAUAGGAUGACUUGAAUGUUUAAGAAUAAUUGUGAAAGAAGAAUUUCAAGGCUUUGAGUUUCUUUUUCCUCCUGAAACAAACACAAGACCUCACUACAGUGAGGUUUUUGGAACUAAAGACUGCAUGAUAUUUUUGCUAAAAAAAAGAAAAAAAGUGAAAUCUCCUGAGAGAGAAAACGAUGUCUCAGAAUCGCAUUGACUUUUUAUUGAUACUUAUUGUAAUCCAAAUCCUCUGCAGCUCUGAAAUCAGUGGUGGCUUGUCUGUUCAGGCAUCAGCUGAGUGAGAUCCCCUUCACCAGUCACAUGACCCAUUACCUGCGGAUUACAUGCACGGAAACCCUCUGCUUCUACUAUGUACAGCAAUCUUGUUUGGAUUUCGUGUUGUUUUUGAAGUGAUAUUGUUCUUUAUGGGACAUUAGCUCUGGCCUUUUGGUCUUCAUUUGAGGGCUUUGGAUUCAACUGUGCCCAGAGUCGACGCAAACUUGCAAUCCUUUUCUUCUUCUCAUCUUCUUUUGACAACAUGUCCAUGGGGGUUUCAUUAUGGUUAAAACAAAAUGCUGAAUAUUGUAGAUAUAUGAUUUUGUCUUUAAGAAUACUGUGAUUUCCGAGAGUGUCAGAACAUGUUCUAGCGCUAGGGCAUUAUUAGCUUAAAAAAAGAUUCAACUGUAUGCAUUAAUCAUUUUGAUUGUUCAAAACGCAUUCUGUGCAUUUUAUCAUUUAACUAUACUUGUAUUCUUUCUUUCCUCCUAUGGUUGAGUUACAUUGUUUUAAGCACUGAUGUCUUAUCCUGCUUUCUGUUCACAGAGAGGAAAAUGGGGUUGGGGAGGGCAGUGCUUUUGUGAUCAAAAUGAGUGUGUUUUUUAGACACAACAUAUCAGCCCACAGUUGGACUAGAAGACAAAUGGUAAUUUUGUUGUUGUUAAUGUUGUUUUAUGGCAUUUGUACAUGUGUUUAUGUUAGCAAGACACUUGUAUUUAUUUGACUAAAAUUGGGCAGCCCAGUGAGAAGGAUAGUUCAAAUUAGUCCCAUCGAACAACUGCUCUGGACCUAUUAAAAAUCAGUGCAACCAGGAGGAAUUCCAUGUGGAGAAAAGGUACUAUAAAUAGCCAUGAAACAACCGAAAAGGCCUAUAAUCCAUAUGCACUGUUGUUUAUUUUCUACAACACACACAGGGCUCAGGUUCAUUAGCAGACAAACUGAUUUACCAGAGAAUAUAGCUUACGUUCUAGAUACAAUUUGAGUAGUUUUAGGUUAGGCUAACUGUGUUAUUUUAUGUGCUCACCAAAGUUAAAGACUAACAGAAAAGCCUUACAUGCUUUUCUUAAGCAACAUCACCUUAACCAUUGUCAUCUUCACUUGAUAUAGCUACUACGUGCGUUCACCGUGCAUUAUUGGACCUCAUAGCAGAAAAAUACGAUUGGGUUGUCCCUGGGGAAAUACACUUCGAAAAUCCAAAACAGGGGAGACGGAAGCAGAGCAGGGUAAUACUCCGAAGAUUGACAGACUAUCAAUUUAGCAAAAAAUAAAUAAACAUUGUAAAAAAAUUUAAGAAAUACAGCUCA